GUUUUUGACCUUGUUUUUUGCUCAUGGACCCAAAGGAAUGCGAGCCGGGCCAGAUGUGAUCGCUUUUUAGUACAUCUGUGACAGCAAUCCAGAGUCCGCAGAGGUGUUCAGUAGUCAUGCAAUCACAGUGAGCAAAGGUCUUUUCCGAUGCUCCAGUCGUUCGUUCUUCAGCCUUCCACUUCACCACCACCGUGCCCGGUCCACCCGAACAGCCCCUGCCAUGGCACGACCACUUACCGGCGCGGAGAGAGCCCGUGUUCGGGCUCACAUGGAUCAUCUUGACAAGGCUAUGGCCGUUGUCACAGAGUCAGAGUUCGAUCCCGACAAGGUCAAUGCUGCUCACGAGGCGGCUGCCAGGGCGUAUCCCGUUAGCAAGGAAUUGUUCCAGGCUUAUAGAGCAGAGGUCCUGACAGAAAUGGCCGACCCCCUGAGGGUGUUGAACGACUUAUUUGAUAUCCUCAAACCAGACGCGCCUUGGGGUCUGGCCGUGUACCGUGCCUCAUACAACGACGAUGCGGCUUGGCAUCGUAUACUUUCUGUGCUCCGCCGAGAUAUCGAGUCAUCACUAGCAGUAUAUCAGGCUCAACCAGGCCUUCUCGCAAGACAUGAGUUGGUCGUUAUGGAUGAUCAGUCCAAAUUCGAAGGAGCAGGUCCCGAGAAGAUCCGCGAGCAUUUCAAUAGCUGGGCUGUAGAUGAGCUACAACGUAACUGGCGUGCCGACCGCGAGCCUGCGGCCAAGGACGAAAUAACUGGCGCAGCCGGCAGUACCGAUUAUCUGCACCAUGCUGGAUCUCGCUACAAUUUCUUUCUUCUUGUCGACGACAUCUGCCUCGAAUCCAUUGAGAUGAUGGACGAGCCCGUGUUCAAGCUCGUCAAGAGAAACUGGGCGCCCGAUAGAGAAGGAGACGAAGACGAUGAAGACGAGAAGUUUGACUGGGAGGGCGGAGAAACAAAUAGUGACCAUGAAGACGUCGGUUGGAUGUACGUCGACACCAGUGACUACGUUAAUGUUCAGGAUCAGUUGCAAGAGGAUGAUUUCUGGCCGGAAUUGUAUGUGAGGCCGCCGCUCAUGCGUUGGGAGGAUGAUUUCAAUAGGGCGCCUGGUUUCUGGCGACGGAACGCAUCUUCUGCAUAGAUAGGAUAAGACUACUUGCGCUACACAAAGGAAAGCAUAGACGUA
This is a messenger RNA of Alternaria alternata, 1180 nucleotides long. RefSeq lists its product as hypothetical. The transcript has a single exon. The record is from RefSeq and is a predicted model, not a curated record. Lineage: Eukaryota; Fungi; Ascomycota; Dothideomycetes; Pleosporales; Pleosporaceae. Bases 269 to 1135 code for a protein of 288 amino acids.